Lachancea fermentati is the source of this 936-nucleotide messenger RNA. NCBI's taxonomy places the organism in Eukaryota, Fungi, Ascomycota, Saccharomycetes, Saccharomycetales, Saccharomycetaceae. The record is from the annotation of a GenBank genome assembly.
AUGAUUUUCAAACGUUACUUACAUCGAAGUUUAUCUUAUAGUCCCUUGGUGGAACUUGCCUUUUCACAUUUUAAACCGCAAGAAAAGAAUGCCCAAAAACCGGCCAUUCUAAUGCUACAUGGACUCUUUGGGUGUAGAAAGAAUUUUCAUUUCGUGGGUAAGGCGCUUUCAUCAGACCUAAACACUGAUGUGUAUUCUGUUGAUCUUAGAAAUCAUGGGCAAUCACCUUUAGCGAAACCAUAUGACUACAUAACAUUGACGAAAGACGUGAUCCACUUCAUAGAAAGACAAAUGGGGCCAGAAACGCCUGUAUACAUAGUUGGUUUUUCAUUAGGAGGACGUGUAGGACUCCUAUCCUCACUCUCCAAGAAAGUGAAUAUUAAGAAGUGCAUAUCGGUUGACAUGCCACCUUAUCCUUUGUCCAGUUUGGAUGCUGUAUUGGUGCAAAACUAUAAUAAAAUGAUGGAAAUUGAAACAAGAACAGUUAAAAUACGCAAAGGAACUAGAAAAUGGAGGGAUGAAGUUCUCAAAGAGUUUAGAAACGUCCCCGCAAACAAGAGCAAUCAAGUUGCCCUAUAUUUUGCGAGCGGAUUCUUGCAGGUCAAGAAUAAUGACAGGGAGGAUAAAUUAAGUCGAGAUGCGGAUGAGUACAUUAAUUAUAGCAUGCCAUUACUAGAAAUGCCAGAUUUGUUCCAAAAGGUGAUGGAAUGGCCAGAUAUUACCAAACUUAAUCGUGAUGAGUUUAGUAGUGUUUCCAGAAGUCGAGUUCUCUUCAUGCGGGCACUGAAAUCCCCAUUUAUCAGUAGUGACUAUUCUCUGCUUUCUAAGCACUAUCCAAAUUGCACCGUGGAGGAAUUUGAUACAGGUCAUGUUCUAAUUGGGGAAGCACCCAAGAAAUUUUACCAACAAACAUUGGCUUUCUGUUUAGAUGAAUAG